UCGAUUCGAACGGUGGUUUUUCUGCGGAUGGACAACAACUUGAAGAGUGAGACCGUUUACAAAAACCGUUUUGUUUCGCUGGCUUCGUCGCGGGCACAAUCCGUUAGCGGAAAAGAGACAACCCCAGAUAGGAAGGAACAGGACGAUGAUGAUGAGUCGGAGUCACCAAAAAGAGCGUCGCGGUCGGUCGCAUCAGUGAGAAGGAGAGUGUUUCGCAGUCCAAGAGUCGGUCGAAGUCAGUCGCCAGUGAAAUUCGAGCCAGGAAAAAAGAAGCUGUAAAUUUUCGACGAGGAUUUUCAAUUUUGCUGGACUUUUGAUCGGUUGAAGGUGGUCGGAUUAGUCGCGAGAGAUUAGUGCGGCGGGAGUGUGAUUUGGGUGUGUCUUGGCGGUGGAAUUCGGAUUAGCUGGAAGAUAAUCGCGGGGUGAUUGAAGAGUGCGUGAAAAAGUGGGUGUUUUCUUUGGCUUGUUUUUUUUUCCUGAGUGGAUGGAACUGCUGGUGAUUGGGUGACAAGCGAGACUGACCCAUCUCUUUUCGAGAAAGCCCAGCAGGGCUCGGCAAAAUUUCCUGGAAGUGCAAAGCAAUGAGUCAGCUUUCGAAAAUGUUGGCGGAAAAACAAAAUUUGUGCAAAAAUUCAUGGUGACACAGUUUAGGAGCUGAAAAGCGCAGUGAAGAAUCCAAGAAGAAGCGCCUAGAGCAGCCCGGAGACCCCUUGGAAUUUUUUUGUCAUCGUCGCCCCGAGCGCAGCAGCUGUCAUCGCGCAGUGUUUGACAAUAUCAGGGAAGAGAGAGGAAAACACCAUCAGGAGGAGGAAACGCGAAAAAUGACAACAAGCCCGCAGUGAGAAGAGGGAAGUUUUGAUUUUGAUAGCGGCCAUCAGCCAGCCUGCGGUUCGGAGUGACCCCGUGUGGAAUGCGAAUUUAUCGAUGUCGUCUGGUCUGGAGGUAGCAGCGCAGCAGUGAGUGUGAUUGUGUGCGUUUUCCGAUUCCCCUCGGGUCGGGAGAUUCGACGGGUUCCGUUUGCGUGAGUGAGUGUGCAGAGGCAUCAAGGUGUCAAAACGCGAAAUCCUCCGCCGAAAAGAAAGGUAAAAGAAAAUAAAUUCACGGUUGUUCGAAACAUAUUUUUAGAAAGACCCGCGGUGGAUGUGUUGUGCUCUGGAACAACAAUUUCAGUUCAGUUCGAGUGGUGGAUGUGUGUCUAAUUAUACGACGAGUGAAAAAUUAUUGAAUUACUGCUCCGCCUGGUGGUGGCAGCCGGGAAAAAAGAAGAGCGAAAAGAAUCGACCCAUCGACCGGAGUGAGUGAGUGCGAGUGUUUGUUGGUGGAUCCGCGGGCCGAGGAGAAGGGAAUCGUUCGGCUGGAACCACCUGUCGUUCUCGCCGCCUGCCGUCCGUCCACGUCCGUCGUGUUCUGUUGGGUUUGACGAGGAUAAAUUAUUAUCGAUACAUUUUUUUGGUCGAGGGGCCAGCUGGUUGGACAAUUGUUACCUAGUCUGUCCGUAAGGUGAACCAAUACAGAGAAAACAUGCCUGGAUUAAUCGGAGUGAGCGAGUUCCUCGAGGAGACUCGGGAGGACUACAAUUCGCCGACGACGUCGACCUUCGUGUCCAGGAUGGUUCAGUGCCGGCAGACGAUUGCCGCCCUAGAAGAGACACUUGACUUCGAUCGAGAGGGACUGACUAAGUUGAAGAAGGCAGUUAAAGCAAUACACAAUUCAGGAAAUACUCACGUGGACAACGAGAUGUGUCUGGUGCGGGCCCUGGAACGGCUCGGUUCAGUGGCCCUGUCCAAAGAGGAGCCCGAUAUCGGUGCUGCGUUCCUGAAAUUUUCCGUCGUCACCAAAGAGCUCAGCGCCCUGAUGAAAACGCUGAUGCAAAACAUCAACAACAUCGUCAUGUUCCCGGUGGAUUCGCUGCUGAAGAGCGAACUGCGCGGAAUGAAGGGCGAAAUGAAGAGGCCAUUCGACAAAGCAGCCAAAGAUUACGAUUCCAAGUUUAUGAAAAUCGAGAAGGAGAAGAAAGCCCUGGCCAAGGACGCCGGCAUGAUGCGAACCGAGGUGACCCCGGCGGAAAUUGCCGAGGAAAUCGAAAAGGAGCGGCGGGUUUUUCAGCUGCAGAUGUGCGAGUAUCUGAUAAAGUUCAACGAGAUAAAGACAAAGAAAGGUAUCGAGCUGCUGCAACACUUGGUUGAAUACUAUCACGCUCAAAACAACUAUUUCAAAGACGGUCUCAAGACAAUCGCACACUUUGGAACCUACAUAGAGGAACUGAGCGUGAAACUACAGACAAUCCGUCACAAGCAGGAUGAAGAACGACGGAAGUUGCUAGAGCUGAGAACACUCCUACGAUCUUCACCGGAUUUCGACCGGGUGGAGAACGUUCCCAGCGAUAAAGGUGCCGUAGGAUACUCGCUUCAUCAGUUGCAGGGCGAUAAGAACCACGGGGUGACACGAUCCGGCCAUUUGCUCAAGAAAAGCGAAGGCAAGGUGCGAAGGGUGUGGCAAAAACGACGCUGUCGGGUGACGGCCGAUGGAUUCCUGGAUAUCUGCCAUGCAGAUGAAACCAAAGCUCCGACCCGGGUCAAUCUCCUCACCUGCCAGAUCAAACCGGUGUCGGACGAUAAGAAGGGAUUCGAUUUGAUUAGCUACAAUCGGCCGUACCACUUCCAGGCGGAGGACGAAGCCGACCAGAAGGCGUGGAUGUCGGUGCUGAUGAACUGCAAGGAGAAGGCACUGGCCAAGGCAUUCCAACACGCAACCCCCCAGAUGAGUCCUAGUCUAAUCGAGCUGCAGAAGACGGUCAUCAAGUACAUCCAGAAUCUCCCUGGGAACGACCAGUGCUGCGAUUGUGGAUCGAAGAACGACGUUACCUGGAUCAGUUUAAACUUUGGCAUCCUGGUGUGCAUUCAGUGUUCGGGAGUGCAUCGGGAUUUGGGAGUGCAUCACUCCCGAAUACAGAGUUUAACGUUGGAUAAUCUAACGACGGCGCAGCUGCUGAUCGCUCGGGCCAUGGGUAAUACAAGUUUGAACGAGGUGAUGGAAGCCACGCUGGGGAGCGGGAAGUUGACUCCGGACAGUUCAAUGGAGGAACGGUACGAUUUCAUACGGGCAAAGUACAUUGCCAAGCGGUACGUUAUGCGUACAUGUGCUGACGAUCGGGACUUGAGAAGCGAUCUCGAACAAGCUGUGAUCAAUGCGGAUCUUGGCCAACUGCUACAAGUAUGGGCUGAAGGUGCCGACCUAUCCUGUGUGUUACCAUCGUCGGAUUUCGGCGAAACGGCACUGCACCUGUCGGUGCUGCGCGAGAUGGGAUCCACGCUGCACAUAGUGGACUUUCUGAUCCAAAACAUGACCGCCCAGGGGCUGAACAAACAGACGAACCCUCCGGGGCCGGCGGAAAUGUCCGGCAAAAAUACGGCCCUCCAUUUGUGCGCUCUGCACGACCGGCGGGAGUGCAUGAAGCUGUUGCUAAGAUCUGGCUGUGAUUACGAAAUUAAAAAUUCGCAAAACCGCACCGCACUAGACAUUGCCAAAGAGAUGGGCCACGAGGCCUGCAAGGAGUUGAUUGAACAUGCCAUAAAGCGCGAGAAGAGCGCCUUCGAUCACAUCAACACCGACUGGAACAUCCACGACGACGGUUCGACGGAUUUCUCCGACGAUGACACGGUGCUUAUGGACGAACGGAAGUCCCGAUCGCGGCCGCCCAGUUUCGUCGGAGGUGAAUCGCCGGUGCUACGAUCCCGUUCGUCCACGUGCGAUUCGAUCCAGAGCGGUUCCAGUCCCAGUUCCAGCUGCAAUCCGAACCUGGUCAGUGGCGGGCAGCAGAUUCCCGGUGGCAGCCAGCAGCGACAAAUUCCAAUUCCCUCCUCCGGUACUAGUCCAAAGCAAUACGCCGGAGGGUUCGGAUCGCAUUACGGAUCGGCAGCCGGUGGUUCUAGUCCUAAUUCUAGCAGUUCCAGCAGUAUUAUUCGCCAAGCGACAGCUCAGAUUUCCGCAGCAGCCGCCGCUGCCGCAGCCAGUUCACAGAGCAAAAAGUCUUCCUCCGUCAACAUAGGUUCGCUGAAGAAACGCACGGCACCGGCCCCACCGCCGACCACCUACGGCACAUUGCCGCAUGCACCUCGCCAUUCGCAGAACAUUGACAGUGAGAUUUUUGGAGUAUCGGCACCUCACCUGCACCACCAUCAUCCGGAAAUGUAUAGUACACUGCCACACCUGAGGGGGUCGGAUAGCGGCGGGGGAGGAGGAGGAGGAGGUGGCAGCGGUGGGACGGGUUCAUCCGCUGGCGGUAAAUCGAACUCGUCCCAACAGUUGCACUUUGAUAACAAGAUCUACGAAAGGUUCGAGGGUUACAUACAGUCCAGCAGGGAUCCGAACUUCUUGAGUAGCUUUACCGGUGGUCAUAAACGGUCGCCUAGCGGGGAGUCGCUGGGAAGGAAUUUAGCUGGAGCAAAACUAGUCCUCCCUCCGGCGGGAGAAAUUCCUCAGCUAAAGCCAGUCGACAAAAGUUUUCACAACAGACCAAAGCUACCACCGCCGCCAGGGCCUCCGGCUGCAGACAAAGCAAUGUCCAACGGACAAUCCAACGAGAGUCUCUCGUCGAUAGACGACGCAGUCGUGUUGAGGAAAAAGGCAACCAAAGUUCAGCAACUCAACUCAUCGACCAACUAUGGGGACUUUGUGGGUGAUUUGGACCAUUCGCUGGCGUCAUCCUCGGGGGGAAAUUUGGACUCGGCCAACAGUAGCUUUAGUAGGAACGAUACCAGCGGUGCUUCGGCGGCGUCCUCCGGCGGGGCUGGUGGAACGGCUCUAGAUGUUAGGAAUAGUUUCAACACGUCCAAGGAUAGAGCGUACUUUACCGGACCGCGGCGGUGUCGAGCGCUGUACGACUGCAACGCGGACAACGACGACGAGCUCGAGUUCAAGGAGGGCGAAAUUCUGAUCGUCCUGAACGAGCGAACCGACGACGACAACUGGAUGGAGGGCGAAAUCGAAGGGGACAGCUCCCGGCGAGGCAUGUUCCCGGUGAGCUUCGUGCAAAUGUUGGACGAGUAGAGAGAGAAGCAACUACGACUAGUAAGUAGGUAAGGUUCGAAAAGUUACAAAAUUUGGUGACGCGCAACUAUGACGGCGGAGCUGAGCUUCGCCCGAACAAAACAAAACAAAACUCGAUGGAAUUAGGAAGGUGUUUUAGGUAGAUCGAAGAUUUCCGUAGUUGCGACAAAAAACAAAAUCGUUCAAGAGUGAUUUUUCUAAGUCUGCUACCGUUAAAGUAUGUCUAUUUAUCGAAACAAAUGCAAAUCCGCAUCCUCUUCUGGUAUUCGAAUAAUCUAUUUGCUAUUUAUUAUUAGUUUUUUUUACGCCUAGGAGGAUUUCUCUUCUCUCUGUCCACGGAACGGGGAGAAACACUAUCGAGAGUUAUUAGCAUAUAUUAGGGUAGUGCGGAUAAGCGAGAAAGAGUACUAUUUUAUGAAUGUGUAUUAUUACUCUAAGGCGUAGGACACGAUGCGAAUCGUAUAGUAACGAAACUGCUCAAAGUAGAAGAUGAAAUCUUUUCCUCCAAUUGAUAAGUCUCUUUGAGUCUUUUUCCCAAAUUUAUACUUGAUUCCGCGGCGCGAGAGCACACAAAGCAAGCAGCAAACGAAAAGAAUGUUAACCUAAGAAGAAAGCAUUUAUUUUGAGUUUGGUUUAAGGGAAAAAGCGGAGACGUGCAAACAAAUUGACACAAGAUGGUAAUUUUAAAUCAAAGAGAAUCAAAGCAAAAACAAAGAAAGGACAAACUACAAAAAAGCAUAUAUAUGAUUAGUUGAUAGAUAUUGUUUGUAUAAAUUAACUACCGAUUACCUAUUGCAUAUAUAUAUUGAAGAACGCAUGGAACAAAUGAAUAAAACAAAACCAUAAGCUAUGCGAAUGUGUAAAGUUACAAAGAAAGCGGAAACGUCGGAUUAUUAGUAGAAGAAAACGGAAUAAUAUGUGCCAGUAUACAGAGAAAAUAUAAACUAAGAAAUGAAA
Messenger RNA from Aedes albopictus (Asian tiger mosquito), 6006 nucleotides. RefSeq names its product arfGAP with SH3 domain, ANK repeat and PH domain-containing protein (gene Asap). NCBI's taxonomy places the organism in Eukaryota, Metazoa, Arthropoda, Insecta, Diptera, Culicidae. The transcript has 15 exons. The record is from RefSeq and is a predicted model, not a curated record. Bases 1522 to 5049 code for a protein of 1175 amino acids. Gene Ontology annotation, biological process: positive regulation of GTPase activity. Gene Ontology annotation, cellular component: cytoplasm. Gene Ontology annotation, molecular function: protein binding; GTPase activator activity.